AUGAUCCGGCGCGCGAAGAAGGCGGCCUCCGCGUCGGAGCAUGAGGUGGCGCGGCACGUGAAGAGCGUUAAGGCGGAUGUGAGGCAGGUCACGCUCCAUGCGAAUCGUGUCCAGGAGGCCGAGCGGGGCGACAUUCACUACUUUCCGUAUGCGUGCCCGCUCACGCAGCGCGUGAUGAAUGGCAAGCACAAGUUUGUGUGCCUGUGGCCGUGUGGCUGCGUCGUGAGUGAGACGGGACUGCGCGAGACGUGCUUGGCGGGCCAAUCGAAGCGCGAGCUGAUCCAGCCUCAUGCGUGUCCGCAGUGCGCACAGGCGUUUCGGCCAGAUGCGCUGGUGGCCGAGGAGCCGCGGUGGGGUGCCGACGUCGUUUGGCUGUAUCCCUCGCGCGCGGCGCGCGACGCGCUCGAGGCCCAGCGCCAGGCCCGUUCGAAGCGCAAGGCCGCGCCACAGCCCUAG
Messenger RNA from Malassezia restricta, 456 nucleotides. Its product is annotated as DUF602 domain protein. Gene Ontology annotation, biological process: site-specific DNA replication termination at RTS1 barrier; mitotic DNA replication termination. NCBI's taxonomy places the organism in Eukaryota, Fungi, Basidiomycota, Malasseziomycetes, Malasseziales, Malasseziaceae. The transcript has a single exon. The record is from RefSeq and is a predicted model, not a curated record. Gene Ontology annotation, cellular component: nucleus. The coding region runs from base 1 to 456 and encodes 151 amino acids.